Molecule: messenger RNA, 5226 nt
Organism: Vespula pensylvanica (western yellowjacket)
Lineage: Eukaryota; Metazoa; Arthropoda; Insecta; Hymenoptera; Vespidae
Gene: rdgA
Product: eye-specific diacylglycerol kinase
Exons: 11
Coding region: 478-4827 (1449 amino acids)
Biological process (GO): intracellular signal transduction; diacylglycerol metabolic process; lipid phosphorylation
Molecular function (GO): protein binding; ATP-dependent diacylglycerol kinase activity
Source: RefSeq, a predicted model, not a curated record
GGGGGAGGAGGAAGAGGAGGGGAGAAGGAGGAAGAGAGGAAGUCGUGAUAUCAGGGAAGAGACUUAGGAUGGGCUGCAGAUCGGCCGUUAAGUUCACCGCGAAGGAAGGGUGCGAUCGAGGGCAACUCGAGACGACCACUUCGUCGUCGGUGAGGUGCACCGAGGUCAACGACUUCUUCACCGAGGCUAAGCGCCUGCUACUAAGGCAGCUUGGUAAGAAGCGUGCCGGUGAAGAAGAAGAAGAAGAAGAAGAAGAAAAAGAAGAAGAAAAAGACAUAGAAGAAGAGAAAGUAAGGACGAGGAGAAGACCGAUUGAAGAAGAAGAAGAAGAAGAAGAAGAAAAAAAAGAAGAAGAUAAUACGAGUCAGUGGUUGGAAUACAAAAAUUCGAUUAACCUGUACAUCUCGGACGUAGCUCGUCGAAGAACUAACUAUCAGGAGGAAUUAUCCUCUUUAGAAAGAUAGCUGCAAAGUGAUAAUGCAGAGAUUGCGUUCGACCUUCAAGAGGUCGCGCACACCUACGGGCGCGGAAAUGAAGUCGCAGUCGAGUUUGGAAGUACCGAAACAAGUAAGAUCGGCCUCCUUCGACGAGAUCCAACUGGAGGCACAACGACAGGACGAUGCGACAGGUGGUGGUGGUGGUGGUGGUACCGGUGGUUCUUCUUAUUACGGCGAAGCGUCGAGAUCACCGAGAACUACGUCCUCCUCGUCUUCCUCUUGUUCACCUGCAAGAUCACAGGAUUCGGUUGGACGUGGUGGAAGAAGAUCGUCUACUUUAAGAGUACCACAGUUUCAAACUGGACAACGUUCCAAGAGUUUCGACGUUUAUGAGAGAAACGUCGGUUUACCACCGUCGCAAUCGUCCCUCGGUGCGAUUCGAAAAUUCGUAGAAACACCGACCAUACAGGUUUCCGGUUGUUAUCAUUGUGCAUGCGUCGAGGAAUACAAGAGUCUCUUUCUUAGCAAAGACGACGACGAAACAACUACCACCACUACCACCACUACAGCUUCCUCGUCUAGAGACGACGAGGACGAGGAUAAAGAAGCGUCCGGAACCGAGGAGGAUCGCGAUGUCAACGAUUUUGACAAUGCCGACGAGGACGAAGAGGAAGAGAAUGCGUCUGACAACGAGCUCGAUUACAAGUUCGAAUCCAAGAGAGACGGUAGUCCAGAAAUAAGAGUCACUUUUACCGCGUUCACCGAAAAAACCUCCGAUGAAUCACCAUCUCCGUCUCCUUCGUCCAACGUAAUCAUCACGGAAACCAACGAUGACUCCGAUAUCGUUACCUCUAAUUUAAUCGGCACGACCAGCGUUACAUCCGAGGUCAAGGUCGAACUAUAUCCCGAGAGACAACGGAGAAGGUCGAUAGCUUAUCCGAAAUUGUCGAGACAAGAGGCACUUACCUCUUACCCUCCCGACUUACCUUCCUCACUCUCGGGAUCGCGCGAAGACGAAGACAAGGACGAUGACGGGGCUGUCGGUGUUACCGGUGUUAACGACAACGAGGAACCCGAUCGUAAUAAAGACGAGAUCGACUCCAAAUCGGACAACUGCAAACUCGUCGUCAGAGACAUAUUUCUCACUGUACCCGAACUUAAAAGGGAUAGGGCUGCCUCCGUCGAUUCCUGUUUUAACAAUAACAAAAACGACAAGUCCGAAGAUUCUCAUUCCCUAGACGUUCCGCAACAAAGUAUCAGAUCUAAAAGCGUCGACAUCGUUCUACCAACCGAGGUUCAAACAAGAUACACCGCGUUACUACCUGGAACCAACGAGGCCCGACCUCCAAGAGGAGGAAGGGAAGAAGGUGCCGCGAGUGGUGGUCAACGCGAACUCCGAUCGACCCCCGAUUGGGGUGGUACUGCAUACAAUGGUGAACAUUUUUGGGUACCAACAGCUGCAUCUGGUGACUUUUGUUACGUCAAUGAUUGUUCGAAACAUGGACCACGGAUGAAGUGUUCCGCUUGUCGCGUCGUUGUACACGCAGUGUGCGCUCCUAGCUUGAAUUUUACCUGCAAGACCAGUUUCCGGGACGUUGGAGUACGACAGUAUCGUGAACAAACAACAACGAAUCAUCAUUGGGUACAUAGACGUUCGCAAAAGGGAAAAUGCGCUAAUUGCGGUAAGAGCUUCCAAUCGAAGCUGAGUUUUACAUCGAAGGAGAUAGUCGCAGUUAAUUGUAGCUGGUGUAAGGCUGCUUAUCAUAACAAGGAGGCAUGCUUUAACGUCGACAAAAUCGGUGAGAAUUGCGAACUCGGUACGCAUUCGUCUAUAAUAGUACCGCCAUCUUGGAUCGUGAAAUUACCGAGAAAGGGUAGCUUCAAAAGUAGCUUGAGAAAGUCACCGAAAAGAAGAAAAAGCGGAAGUGGCCCGUCGACUUCUAAUACUAGUCGUAGGAAAUCUAGGGACAAGGAAAAGGAAAAGGAACAGAAAGAGGAUCAAGGAAAAUUUUGGGUUGUCAAACCAAUUCCAACCGCUACCGUAAGACCGGUAUUAGUUUUCAUCAAUCCAAAGUCCGGAGGCAAUCAGGGAGCUAAAUUGUUACAGAAGUUUCAAUGGCUCUUGAAUCCUCGACAGGUCUUCGAUCUGACCCAAGGCGGACCUAAAAUGGGAUUGGAACUCUUUAAGAGAGUACCAAACUUGCGAGUAUUAGCUUGUGGCGGGGACGGUACAGUCGGUUGGGUCUUAUCUAUUUUGGAUCAAAUCGGUGCCUCAUCACCACCUGCUGUCGGUGUCCUUCCACUUGGUACUGGAAACGAUUUGGCCAGAGCACUUGGCUGGGGUGGUGGUUACACCGACGAACCAAUCGGCAAAAUAUUAUCGAGUAUCGGCGAGAGCGAAACUAUAUUAUUGGACAGAUGGCAAUUAGUGGUAGAGAGAAAUCCGGACAUUCAAAACGACGACGACAGUGGAAAGGCAAAGGAAAAUCUUCCUUUGAACGUCGUCAACAAUUAUUUCUCACUUGGCGUGGACGCUCACAUCGCCCUUGAGUUUCACGAGGCCAGAGAGGCACAUCCAGAGAAAUUCAAUUCGAGAUUGAGAAACAAGAUGUUUUAUGGUCAAAUGGGCGGUAAGGAUUUGGUCCGAAGAAAAUGGAAAGAUCUUUCGGAAUUUGUUACAUUGGAAUGCGACGGACAAGAUCUAACACCGAAAUUAAAGGAACACCGUGUACACGCAAUAGUAUUUUUGAAUAUCGCCUCGUACGGUGGUGGGACACAUCCAUGGUGCGCUGGUAGUACUACGAAGGAACCAUCGACCGAGGAUGGUUUGAUCGAAGUAGUUGGUUUGACGACUUAUCAAUUGCCUUUGUUGCAAGCUGGUGGUCAUGGUACUUGCAUAGCACAAUGCAGCAAAGCUAAACUUGUCACUACGAGGACCAUUCCGAUGCAGGUCGACGGAGAAGCCUGCCGAUUGUUACCAUCGAUCAUAAAUUUGAGUCUCCUUAACAAAGCAACGAUGCUUGCCAAAAGAAGAAACACCGGCCAGCCGCAACAGGACGUGGCCAAAUUAGAAAGAUUGAAUUUACCAGUUAUGAGGAUAAAGAUGUCCGAUUACGAGACUUAUUAUCAUGACAAGGAUAGAUUAAAAAAAGUUGCUGAAUUAUUGAUGUCUGAUCCAUUGGAUCUGGAUGCUACGACCGAUUUGGUAUCCUUAAGAAAUAUUCUAGCGAAGAAUUAUAAUAUGGAUGCUUGCUGUUUCCUCGAUUCCUGUACAGCCGAAAGAUUCUUCAGGAUCGAUCGAGGCCAGGAACAAUUGCAUUACGUUACCGACGUUGCAGCUGACGUUGUUUAUAUUCUCGAGGAAAGUAGCCCAAGUCAGGUUGUACCAACUAUAGAGACCGAAAUCACAGCGAGCCAGGAACCGGAAACGGCUCAUCCUUCGCCUAGCGAAGAACGUCCAAGAGAAAGGCCAGCCAUGACAAAAGCAGACCCUACGAGUGACAACGAUGGCUCCUCGGUUGUCAAAGAAGAUGAAUCUCAAGAAGGAAAACUCGCACAAACGAAGGUUCAAGAGGGAUCAACGUCUCCGAAGGAAACUAAGAUCGUCGUCGGACCUACUACGAAGUCGGCAAAUGCAACAUUACAACCUAGUGUUUCGAAUUUGCCGGCAGAAGAGAAGAAUAGGAAGGUCGAUGAGGAGAAGGUCGAUGUCAACGUCGAAGUCAAGGUCGAGGAGGAAGUGCGAGAUUCACAGAAGACUAUUAAUGUAGGAACGCGUAAAAAGACGACGGAAGAAGAAACGAGAGAUGACGAUGAAACGAAACAAACUUCUAAACAGGGUGGUAGCUCCUCAAAGGCAAUUACUACGUCUAAUGUUAAUAGAUCAGCCGAUCAAACGUCCUUCACAUUUAUCAGUCCCCGAGAUAGAUUAUUCGGGCUAAGCUCCGAAGUUCAUACCUUUAAUACCGGUCUACUCGAAAAAACGUCGGAUGGAAUAUUGAAAGCCGCAAAGAUCGGUGAUUUACCGGCCCUCAAGGAACUCCACGAAAAGGGAUAUUCCCUUUUAUCUAUCGAUACUACUGGACAGACUGCUUUGCAUUUGGCAUCUAGAUAUGGUCAUAAGAAUAUCAUUAGAUAUCUCAUUGCCUGUGCCCCGCCGACGAUCCUCGAUAUAGUUGAUAACGACAAAGGUCAAACGGCACUACACAAAGCCGCACAACACAAAAAACGUACGAUUUGUUGCAUGCUAGUUGCGGGUGGUGCAACCCUAACAGUGAAAGAUCGACAUGGUCAUACACCUAGGCAAUUAGCUUUGAUAGCUGAGGAUCGUGAACUUGCGGCGUAUUUGCAAAGUCAGGAACAGUUCCAGUUAGUCGUGGAGGAACAGUAAUUCGUAAUUGUUAAAUCGUCUCGCGUCCUUUUACAGGACAAUUGGAUGAAUAUUUUUCUUCCGGUCAAUAACAUAUAUAUACAUACGUAUACAAAUUUCUUUGGGGCUAUCCUACGUAAGUCAGAUGCGAUAAUUCGAAUAAUAAUGGAUUCCGAUGAUAUCAGUACACACACAUAUAUAUAUAUAUAUAUGUAUGUAUGUAUGUAUAUAUAUGUAUAUAUGUAUAUAUUAUAUUGCAAACAGUAUUUCUGAAUUAUUCUGUAUUCCGAUUUAAAACGAAAAAAUGAAAAAGAAAAGGGAAAAAUGAGAAAAGAAAGAACAUUUUCUCUUUUAAAGGGCACACAUACUCUACGUUAUACAUACAUACAUACAUACAUACAUACAUACAUACAUACAUAC